Molecule: messenger RNA, 2315 nt
Organism: Epinephelus fuscoguttatus (brown-marbled grouper)
Lineage: Eukaryota; Metazoa; Chordata; Actinopteri; Perciformes; Serranidae
Gene: nkain4
Product: sodium/potassium transporting ATPase interacting 4
Exons: 7
Coding region: 305-934 (209 amino acids)
Biological process (GO): regulation of sodium ion transport
Source: RefSeq, a predicted model, not a curated record
CUCCUCCUCCGCCUCCCUGAACACACCGGCUCGCAACCACCCACCCAGCCAGUCACCUCAAGUGCGACCGGCCGGCAGGAGCGGAGGCAAACAAACAGACACACAGAUCCCAGGGCAGCCAGGGCGAUCCUGCCGUGGGUUUUCUUUCUUGGGGCUCAGCACAGAGACACGGGAGCAGAAGAGGAGAAUGGGACGCCGGUGCUUGGAUCAGGACUGAGUCUGGUCGGCACAUUGAGAGCUCCUCCGACCCCCGUUAACAAGUCCUUUUCUCCCGGAUCAGAGUCACGUUUUCACCGCUGACACAAUGGGCUGCUGCAGCGGACGAUGCACACUCAUCUUUAUCUGCACUUUACAGCUGGUGUUGGCUUUAGAAAGACAGGUCUUUGACUUCCUGGGUUACCAAUGGGCCCCUAUUCUCGCCAACUUCUUCCACAUCAUCAUUGUCAUCCUUGGCCUCUUUGGCACCAUCCAGUACCGGCCGCGCUACAUUGUGGUGUAUACAGUAUGGGCCGCUCUGUGGGUGGCCUGGAACGUCUUCAUCAUCUGUUUCUACCUGGACGUAGGAGGCCUGUCCAAGGACAGUGACCUGCUGACAUUUAACAUCUCUGCCCAUCACUCUUGGUGGAGUGAACACGGGCCCGGCUGCGUGAGGAGAGAGAUGCCGCAGGCUCCAGGGGUCCGCACCACAGAGAGCCACUCCUACAUCACUGUCAUGGGCUGCCUCAUGGACUACCAGUACAUUGAGGUCGUGCAUAGCGGCACGCAGAUUCUCGUCGCUCUCCUGGGCUUCGUGUACGCCUGCUAUGUUGUCAGCGCCAUCACUGAGGAGGAGGACAGCUUUGAUUUUAUUGGUGGAUUUGACCCAUUCCCACUCUACCAUGUCAAUGAGAAACCAUCUCAUCUCCUCUUAAAGCCCAUGUAUCUGUCUACGUAAAUAAGAGAGCGUCCAGUGCGGAGGUGACACAGCGAAUUCCCACGGAGACAAAAUGGCUGUUGUGGCACAAACAUUUCAGUUCACUGGGACACGCCAGACAUUCCUCCCCCUCUUGAUUUCAGUACUUUAAACAUGUCAUUUACUGGUGUACUGCCAGGAAAAGCCACCACUUUUCAGUUAGGGUCCAUUGUUUUCCAGGGAGGGAUGACGGGUUCUGGGAAAGGGGGGAUUACAGUGCAACAAAGCCUCAUAUUGUGUGUUUAGGGAAAUAUCAAUCAUUUUCUUUGUAUGGAGUUCUCUGCUGAGGUCCCAUGGCUUUGACCUGCCCAUAAUGGUCUAAUACACCCCAUGAAAAUGACUGUAUAGAACAUGUACAGCAUAUAAAUACAUUGUGUGUGUAAUCAGGGACUGCCCCAGCUUUCCCAGUCUGUGGUCCUGUGUCUUAGAGGACUCAGUGAUUUAGCAUGUUAUUGCUGGUUUGGCUCAGAUCUUGGCCGGAGGGCUGAAUUACAGUGGAGCCCGUGGAAUGAGCUAUUGUGCGCUGCCUGUUUACUUUAGGCCAGGAUCUGUGUGCAUAAAUACACGAGCAAAGCAGGAAGAGGCAGGGGAGUGGAGAGGUAGAGGGUAGAGGGAGGGAGGGGAACAAAAGCACCAAACCUACAGGGGCAUCUGUCAAAAAUAGAAAAUGUAAAUAUCAAAACGGGGAGGGGGGGGGAUUUGGAUUUAGAGUUUGAAAUGUGAACUAUCAAGAACGCAAAGAGGUGUACAAACACAAGGAACAGCAUGUGAGUCUUACUUUUAUUUCUAGAGUCUUAUUAUUGCGACUAUUCUCACCAACAGCCAAGUCAGUAUUUCUGAAGUGUCACUGAAAGCUUUAUUUUCACUUCAGCUCUCCUCUAACUACCGACACAUCGAGCUCCUGACAGGGGUGAUCAUUACACGCUCUCAAGCAGAGGUCACACAGCAUAUUUUUAACUUCAGGAAAACAAUAGAAAUUGUUUUUACUAUUCACAUUGCAUACAGCAGUGUUGAGUUGUGACAUCUUCAGUGGAGGAAUAGCGUGGCCUGUACCUGAGUGAACCAGAGCGUUUGUCUCCUGUCAGUUCAACAGUGUAGAUUCUCAAUGGUGAUAGUCUCAGUUGUGAUUGUUUUAUAGCAUGUUUUUUACAGGGUUUGUAUUGUAAUUAUGUGUAUAACAUAUUAAGUAAAGACAAAAUAGCAAAACUGAUGUCUUCAACUGGUUUGCGUAUGAGCCGGUUAAACUGUAACUGAAAGCGUCUGCGGAGUAGUUUCCUACUCAGAUUGAUUUUAUUCUGACCCAGCAACAUUUUUAUUUGGACAAAAGAACACACACACACACACACACACACACACACACACA